AUGGACGGCACGAAGCUCCCCGAACUACCGGACCUCAAACUCCAAGAGGGCGUCAAGAAAGAAGAUGUCGACGCGGGGAAGUUGACGGCCGAGUGGCUCUCGAAACUCGAGAAGCGGUUCGCCGAGAAGACGUUUGCGGGGUUGGGAGAUUUGUUCAUCGACAACUGCUGGUGGAGGGACAUCGUCGGCCUCUCGUGGGACUUCACCACCAAGCAUGGACAGGAGGCGAUCGGCAACUACCUGGCGACGGCGGAUCACGGGCUCUCGGCGCUCCUGCCCCGGAUGGCGGGCGGGUUGCAGCCUUUGCUGGUCGAUUUUGGCGGGCAGGUCUGGAUCCAGUCUGGGUUCACGUUCAAGACGCCGCACGGCGAGGGUAAGGGGCUGCUGAAGCUGAUGAACGUCGGCGUCGGGGAGUGGAAGGCUUGGACUGUUUUCACGCAGCUCGAAAGGCUUGAUUACAUGGACGAGUUGGAGAAGGAGAGGGCUGCUUGUGUUCCGCCGGCACUGGCGCCCGCCACGAACGGCGUGAACGGGCACGCUGAGGCGGAAGAUCCGCAGGUUUUGGUCAUUGGCGCAGCUCAGGCCGGGUUGAUGCUGGGCGCGCGCCUCCAGCACAUGGGCAUCAAGACGCGUCUCCUCGAAAGAAGCUCUCGGCUGGGUGACUCGUGGAGGAAGAGAUACCAGAGCGUCACGCUCCACACGCCGACCUAUACAGACCACUGGGCCUACAUGAAGAUCCCCGAGACAUGGCCCCGGUUCCUCACGGGAGACGAGGUCGCCGAGUUCAUGGAGCACUACGGCCAGCUCAUGGGUCUCGACAUCCAGUACGACACCGAAGUCACAAAGGUGACCUACGACGAGGCGGCGAAGAAGUACACCGUUCAAGUCACGACGCCAGAGGGACCGCAAACGCUGCGUGCGAAGCACGUGGUGCUCGCUACCGGCCUCUUCGGCGACGAGCCCAUCAUCCCUGAGUUCAAGGGGCAGGAGACCUUCAAGGGCCAGGUCUACCACUCCAAGCACCACAGAUCCGCCGCCGACGUCCCGGAUGUGCGGAACAAGAAGGUGGUCGUCAUCGGGUCAGCGACGAGCGGCCACGACAUCUCGGCCGACUUCGUCGCGCAUGGCGCCAAGGACGUGACCAUGAUGCAGCGGCGCGCGAUCUACUCCAUCUCGCGUGAAUCCUGGGAGAACUUCAUGCUGGCGUUGUGGCGGAUCGACGGGCUGAGCACGGAGGAGGCGGACAUCGUGGGCAACGCGAUACCGUUGGCCGUUAUCAGGGCGAUGAGCAUCGGGCUAACGAAGAUGAUGGCCCAGCACGACAAGUUUGUACACGAUGGGCUGAAGAAGGCCGGCCUGGCGCUGAAGGAGGGUGACGACGGGUACGGGCUGGCUGAUUAUCAGUUGAUCAAGGGCGGACAGUACUACAUCGACCAAGGGGCGAACGAGAUGAUCAUCGACGGCAGGAUCAAGAUCCAGAGAUGCGAGGAGGGCGUGAGGGAGUUUGUGGAGGACGGCCUGGUGCUCGCUGACGGGACGAAGCUUGAGGCGGAUGUUGUGGUGCUUGCGACGGGGUUCCAGAAGGAGACAUCGACGAUUGAGAAGUUGAUGGGCUCGGAUGUUUCGAAGAGGUUGCGCAAGUUUGGGCAGUUGGAUGAGGAACAGGAGAGAUCUGGGUGGUGGCGAUCGACCGGUGUACCUGGGUUCUGGUACAUGACCGGCAGCUUCAUGUACUGCCGGCAGUUCUCUGUACCUUUGGCGUUGCAGAUUGCCGCAGUUGAAAAGGGGCUGAACAAGUCUUACUACAAGGAGCAGUGA
Colletotrichum karsti is the source of this 1818-nucleotide messenger RNA. RefSeq names its product flavin-binding monooxygenase. The transcript has 3 exons. Gene Ontology annotation, molecular function: flavin adenine dinucleotide binding; monooxygenase activity. Bases 1 to 1818 code for a protein of 605 amino acids. NCBI's taxonomy places the organism in Eukaryota, Fungi, Ascomycota, Sordariomycetes, Glomerellales, Glomerellaceae. The record is from RefSeq and is a predicted model, not a curated record.